This is a messenger RNA of Loa loa (African eye worm), 1891 nucleotides long. RefSeq lists its product as hypothetical. The transcript has 6 exons. The record is from RefSeq and is a predicted model, not a curated record. Gene Ontology annotation, molecular function: phosphatidylinositol-3,5-bisphosphate binding; protein binding; phosphatidylinositol-3-phosphate binding. Gene Ontology annotation, biological process: protein lipidation; nucleophagy; protein localization to phagophore assembly site. Gene Ontology annotation, cellular component: cytosol; phagophore assembly site membrane; extrinsic component of membrane. The coding region runs from base 24 to 908 and encodes 294 amino acids. NCBI's taxonomy places the organism in Eukaryota, Metazoa, Nematoda, Chromadorea, Rhabditida, Onchocercidae.
AAUGAAGGGAACUUGUUUAUGAGAUGAAUUUAUGCAAAACAAAAGUAUCUUUCAUUGAGGCCGAUAUUUUUCCGGUCAUUCAUACAAUCCGUGAUACGCCUUCAAAUACCAAUGGUAUCGUCGAUUUAUCAUCGACCGUCAAUUCUUUUUUAGCUUAUCCAGGCUCAAUCAACAAUGGCCAUGUUCAAUUAUUUGACGUGACACGUUUGAAUUCGAUGAAUACAAUUUCGGCGCAUACCAGUCCAUUGGCGGCGUUACGUUUCAGUUAUGAUGGCAAAAAGUUGGCUACUGCUUCAACUCGUGGUACUGUAAUUCGUGUAUUUGACACCGAGUCUGGUGAUCGGUUGUAUGAGUUCACAAGGGGCGUUAAAAGGUUUGUGAGUAUAUAUUCACUGGCAUUUAGUAUCGAUGGUAACUAUUUGUGCUCUUCAAGUAAUACCGAAACGGUCCAUGUGUUCAGGUUGGAAGCAACAGCUGAUCCAAUAAAUGAAAAUGAGGACGAGGAAGAACAAGGAUGGGUAGAUUAUUUAUCAAAACAGGCGAGUAGCUACUUACCGGCACAAAUGAAUGAUCUUUGGUUGCGGGGAAAAAGUUUCGCUACUGCAAGAUUGCCGUCAGUUGGAAAACGAAAUGCGGUUGCGCUAUCAGUAAUGAACGGUAAAUUACAUUUACUGGUCGUAACGACAGAUGGUUUUGUAUACAUAUAUCCGGUAGAGGCAGAAGGAGGUGAACUGACGCUGUUACGACAACAUAAAGUCACCAUAAAGCAUGCUCCGGCGAUCCAUGCACAUGAUCCAUCCGAAAAUCAAAGUAAUGAAGAUAACGAUGGAACGAGAAGUGAAGAAGGACAAACUGCGGAUAGACAUAUAACAGACGACUUUCCACCGCUAAAUCAUUCCACCACAUAGAUUUUACCAUAAUUCUGCUCGGUAAAAAAUAUAAAAUUCUUACAAAAUCGAUGGAUCCACUUGUACAGCAUGCAUUCAUAAAAAACUUAAGGCUUGUAAAUUACAUUGUAAAUGAUGUUUGUGAGUAAUUUAAUUCCAUAUAUUAAAUUGCAUCUGAACUCAUGGAGUCUUCUGAGGUUGUAUUUAGCUCCACGCUAUUUGUCGGAUUUAGUUGUUCAAAGUUAAUUUUAUGUAAUUUGAAUAUGGAGUCAAUAUUCUGUAUCCUGCUUCAUUGCUUUGCUUGUGAUUUAGUUCCUCAAAAGGAGGAUCAGGGUUCAUUACCACUUCUCUUACAUUUUCAUCACUUCAUUAUUUUUUUGAGUGAAAAGAAAUUGAUGAUUGUCAAUAUUUUUAUAGUUAAAUACGAUUUGGACUCAAUAACUCAUUAUUAGGUUGUUCCCAAAAUGACGUUUAAUGGGUGCUGAACAGAUCUUCCACUGCACUGUUUCCUGUGAAAAUGCCAUAUUUUUGUGAAAUUCUUUUUUGACAUUUUUCAUUCUUCAUACUUUUUCAUACAUAUUUUUCAUGUUUUCUUUUUAUUUGCACAAUUCCUUUUCUUUAAACUAUUGCUUUAAUUUUUGUUCGAAAAGAAUUUUGCAUUUGUAAAUUUUGUGUAUUUGAUUGAGCAAAUCUUUUGUAUAUUCUCACUUUCAGCAUUAUCUUGAGGAUCAUUUCUUUCUUUUCGAAAUAGUUCCAUUUUUUAUUAACUUUUUUACAUGUGGUAGUAUAGUUCGUUCCAUCCACUUCAACUGCACAAAAACAGUUUUGAAAAUCGGCAUCAGAAUGUUGUAGAUGUUAUUAUCUCCGCUAUCACUUAAAAUGAUUUCUUGUCAUCGAUAAGCUGACAAGAAUGGUUUUGAGAAGUAAUGCUUUAUUGAUAUUUAAUUAUACAGGUUUGACAAAUAUUUUACAAUAAAAAGCAGCUUUGUUCAAAACAUGUAAUA